CUUCACCUGGUGCGAGCUCGACCAAUUCAACGUCUUCCAGCCCUUGUACUUUAGCCCUCACUCUUCACCCUCUUCUAAAUUAUCAUCAAUCCUUAAGAAAGCAACAGAAAGCACAUCUCGGCGGCCGAAUUCUCCCGUGUCUGCCCCUCCAGCAACAAUGUUCUCCCGAAGCGUCCUGAGGUCAACAACGGGCUUAACCCCACCUUGCUCCUUCGCUUCUCGUCCCCUCUCCUCUGUCCUCAAUUGCAAUCAGUCCUCUUUCCUCUCUCUUCGUCCAUUCCAUCAAACAGCUUCCAAUAUGUCCGGAAACACCAAGGCUUUCUUCGACGUCCAGUACGCCCCUGUGGGCUCCAGCGCCCCCAAGACGGCCCGCAUCGCCUUCAACCUCUACGAGAAGGACGUCCCCAAGACCGCUGCCAACUUCCGUGAGCUUUGCAAGAAGCCUCAGGGUGAGGGCUACAAGGGCUCCACCUUCCACCGUGUCAUCCCCCAGUUCAUGCUCCAGGGUGGUGACUUCACCCGCCACAACGGCACCGGUGGCCGCUCCAUCUAUGGUGAGAAGUUCGCCGAUGAGAACUUCAUCCACAAGCACACCAAGCCCGGUAUCCUCUCCAUGGCCAACGCUGGUCCCAACACCAACGGCUCCCAGUUCUUCAUCACCACCGUCGUGACCUCCUGGUUGGACGGCAAGCACGUCGUCUUCGGCGAGGUUGCCGACGACGCUUCCUUCCAGAUCGUCAAGGAGAUCGAGGCUCUUGGCUCUAGCAGCGGUGCUAUCCGCUCGAACGUCAAGCCCACCAUCGUGGACUGUGGUGAGCUGUAAAUUGCCCAACGGAAAAGGAAUUUUUUUUUCUCGUCAGAUUGAUUUGCGUCUCUGAUCCAUUGCCCUUGUUGCUCGGGAGAUUGGAAACAUUUUUUCUGAUCUUUUCCGAAUGAUGAUGGCGAUGACGGUCGGUCUGUAUCCUUGGGUGGUGUAAUCUAGAGUGUCUCCCGAUAUAUUAGCAUCUCACCAUCA
This is a messenger RNA of Aspergillus candidus, 1015 nucleotides long. It is a transcript of the gene cyp4, whose product is annotated as peptidyl-prolyl cis-trans isomerase. The coding region runs from base 158 to 823 and encodes 221 amino acids. The transcript has 5 exons. NCBI's taxonomy places the organism in Eukaryota, Fungi, Ascomycota, Eurotiomycetes, Eurotiales, Aspergillaceae. Gene Ontology annotation, molecular function: peptidyl-prolyl cis-trans isomerase activity. Gene Ontology annotation, biological process: protein folding; protein peptidyl-prolyl isomerization. The record is from RefSeq and is a predicted model, not a curated record.